Drosophila serrata is the source of this 429-nucleotide messenger RNA. RefSeq lists its product as uncharacterized. The record is from RefSeq and is a predicted model, not a curated record. NCBI's taxonomy places the organism in Eukaryota, Metazoa, Arthropoda, Insecta, Diptera, Drosophilidae.
AUGAGAACCCGGGCCUAUCUUCUUGCGAUCCUCGCUCUUCUGACUGCCUGCUGUCUGGAUUGGACCAACGCGUUAUUUUUCAAAUCCUGGAAGACCGGCAGGGGAUAUGGUGGAGUACAAAACUAUGGGUACAAUGGUUAUGGGAAUUACGGCUACAGCAACUAUGCAGCCGGCUAUGGCUAUCCAUCUUAUCCAGGCUACUCCUCCUACUCGUAUCCAUCAUCCCCAGCGUACUCUUCCUACUCGUACCCGUCUUAUCCAGGCUACUCCUCGCAGUACAACCCAUACAGAGGACGAAGGACAUCCGGUCAGCGACAAGGACGCACCUACUCGGAAAUACAAAGAGUGAUUAAGCCCGAUGGCUACGUGGGACUCGGUGCAAGUCGAUUCCUUCCAGCUAGAAGUCGAUUCUCCCCUCUUUGGGGCUAG